AUGAACAGCUUAUGCCCGAUGGAGUUCGUCGACACGAAGAAUUUCAUGCCCUCGCCGGUGAUUUUCCGACCGCGUGUGCCACGAAUCCGUUCCCAAACGUUGCAGAACUACAUGUGCGGCGAAUGUGGCAAAGGGUACAAGUGGAUGGCCAAUCUGCGCAGACACCAGAGGCUCGAGUGCGGAAAGCUGCCGAAGCAUCGCUGUCGACUAUGCCGAAAGGAGUUCUACCGAAGAUACGAGCUGACGAAUCACUAUAACACGAAGCACACAGCCGCCAACGAGUACGAGAACACGGAACAAAAAGAUCCAUCCACGGGCUGGACCGAUCGGAAUCACGGGGAGGCGAUCGAUUGGUACCUGAAGUCCGAAUACGAGACGUCGCAGACCCUGUUCGAGUUCGUGGCCAGCAGCUACGACUCGCCGGAAGUGGAGGAACGGAAGAAAACCACGAAGACGGUGAUCUGCGAGGAAUGCGGCAAGAGCUUCUCGAGGCUGGACAGCCUGCGACGUCACGAGAAGAAUUAUUGCAAAGUGAAAGGGGAGAGACUGUUCUGUCGUUUCUGCGGCAAGACGUUCGUGAAACCGUUGGCGUUUAUCACGCACGUGAAAUCGAUGCACUCGGCCCUACUCGCGAUCUCAAAUCCGCAAUCGAUGAUGCAGUGA
Messenger RNA from Dufourea novaeangliae, 663 nucleotides. Its product is annotated as zinc finger protein 283-like. Bases 1 to 663 code for a protein of 220 amino acids. The record is from RefSeq and is a predicted model, not a curated record. Gene Ontology annotation, biological process: regulation of transcription by RNA polymerase II. Lineage: Eukaryota; Metazoa; Arthropoda; Insecta; Hymenoptera; Halictidae. The transcript has 2 exons. Gene Ontology annotation, molecular function: DNA-binding transcription factor activity; RNA polymerase II cis-regulatory region sequence-specific DNA binding.